UACCGCCAUCCUUAUAAACCCUACCUGCGGCCUUUCCAAUCCUUUACGAACCCUAGAGGACGGCCUCCCAGCUGCUGCUUCAGAAGACGCACAGUGAUUCAAUCGAUUUGCAGCAAUGGCCCCUCCUAAAGAUAGCAAGCCGAAGUCAGAUGCCAAGGCGCAGGCAGUCAAGGCUGCUAAGGCAGUGAAGUCUGGCCCAACUUUCAAGAGGAAGGCCAAGAAGAUCAGGACCAAGGUCACGUUCCACCGCCCAAGGACAUUGAAGAAGGAGAGGAACCCCAAGUACCCAAGGAUCAGUGCACCUCCCAGGAACAAGCUUGAUCACUACCAGAUUCUGAAGUUCCCUCUGACCACCGAGUCUGCCAUGAAGAAGAUUGAAGACAACAACACACUGGUGUUCAUCGUUGACAUCCGCGCUGACAAGAAGAAGAUCAAGGCUGCUGUGAAGAAGAUGUAUGAUAUCCAGGCCAAGAAGGUCAACACCCUCAUCAGGCCUGAUGGUACCAAGAAGGCAUAUGUUAGAUUGACGCCGGACUACGACGCAUUGGAUGUGGCAAACAAGAUUGGCAUCAUCUAAGUUGGUUUCCAUGCCGUUUCCUUUCUCAGGGAUUUGCUUGAUACAUUGUGUUAGACUAAACAGUUUUGUUAUGAUGAUGCAAUGCGAGGUUGGAGUUUGUAAGCCUUUGUUACUGGUUAUGGCUCUGUCUCUUCUCGACUUACAAUCUGGACAAUCUAGCCUUCAGCUAUUAUCAGUUCACUUCUCCUGAAUCCAGUUAUAGAUAAUCUCCCUAAUCUCCCAUAGUCUGCCAUUACUUUGUGUUGUAUUGUAUGGUACCCUUUAUGUUGCUGCAAUUCUAUCUGAUUCUCACGAUUGUGCGAUUCUGGUUGCGC
Molecule: messenger RNA, 891 nt
Organism: Linum tenue
Lineage: Eukaryota; Viridiplantae; Streptophyta; Magnoliopsida; Malpighiales; Linaceae
Source: the annotation of a GenBank genome assembly